Tauraco erythrolophus (red-crested turaco) is the source of this 922-nucleotide messenger RNA. The record is from RefSeq and is a predicted model, not a curated record. Lineage: Eukaryota; Metazoa; Chordata; Aves; Musophagiformes; Musophagidae.
GUCAAUGAAGAAAACUCCCCAGACAGAAGCUCCUGCAGAGCCCAAGGAGGAUCCUGUGCCAGAGGAGCCAGCACCUGCACAGAUACCAGCAGUGGAGGACAUAGACAAGGAGCAGCUGGGUGACCCCUAUGCCAAUGCAGAGUAUGCCAAGGAGAUCUUUGAAUACAUGCGGGGAAGAGAGGAGAAAUUUAUGCUCCCUGACUACAUGGAGAAGCAGCCAGACAUCACUGGGGAUAUGCGUGCCAUCCUGGUGGACUGGAUGGUGGAGGUACAGGAAAACUUUGAGCUGAACCAUGAGACGUUGUACCUGGCUGUGAAGCUGGUGGACCACUACCUGGUGGAGGUGGUGAGCAUGAGGGACAAGCUGCAGCUCAUCGGCUCCCCCCCCCUCCUCAUUGCCUCCAAAUUUGAGGAGCGGUGCCCACCAUGUGUGGAUGACUUCCUCUACAUCUGUGAUGAUGCCUACAAGCGGGAAGAGCUCAUUGCUAUGGAGAUAAGCAUCCUCAGCACCCUCAAGUUUGACAUCAACAUCCCCAUCCCCUACCGAUUUCUGCGACGCUUUGCCAAGUGCGCCCGUGCCACCAUGGAGACGCUGACGCUGGCCCGCUUUCUCUGUGAGAUGACCCUGCAGGAGUAUGACUAUGCUCGGGAGAGCCCCUCCAAGCUGGCUGCCAGCUGUCUGCUGCUGGCACUCACCAUGAAGAAUCUUGGUGGCUGGACCCCCACACUGGAGUACUAUAGUGGGUACCGCUCCCAGGACCUGCAUCCCCUGGUGAAGAGGCUGAAUUUCCUACUCACGUACCAGCCCCACGACAAGCUGAAGGCUGUGCGCACCAAGUACUCACACAGGGUCUUCUUCGAGGUUGCCAAAGUCACUCCCAUAGACAUGCUCAAGCUGGAGGAGAUACUGAAGAGCUGCUAG